This is a messenger RNA of Carica papaya (papaya), 757 nucleotides long. RefSeq names its product epoxide hydrolase 3-like. The record is from RefSeq and is a predicted model, not a curated record. Gene Ontology annotation, molecular function: catalytic activity. Lineage: Eukaryota; Viridiplantae; Streptophyta; Magnoliopsida; Brassicales; Caricaceae.
UUCAUCCAACUUGCUUGUGUGAUUUGAAGCCAAAAAGACUAUGGAAUUAGAAGGUGUGGUGCACAGGACUGUGGAGGUGAACGACAUAAAGUUGCACAUAGCAGAGAAAGGAGAAGGUCCUCUGAUUUUGUUGCUCCAUGGUUUUCCAGAGCUUUGGUACUCAUGGCGACAUCAGAUUCUAGACUUAUCCUCUCUUGGUUACCAUGUUGUUGCUCCUGAUCUUCGUGGUUAUGGCGACAGCGAAGCUCCCACCUCCAUCUCUGCCUAUUCUUGUGUUAACGUAGUUGGUGAUAUUGUAGGUUUAAUUAAUGUUUUAGGUGCAGAAGAGGCAUUUGUGGUGGCGCAUGAUUGGGGUGCAAUAGUUGCAUGGUAUCUUUGUUUGUUUAGGCCUGAAAGAGUGAAGGCCUUUGUGUGCUUAAGCGUACCCUUUAUGCCGAGGAAUCCACACAUGAAGCCUGUUGAAGCCAUGAGAGCUCAAUUUGGAGAUGACUACUAUAUUUGUAGAUUUCAAGAACUUGGAAAGAUUGAAAAACAGAUAGUUCGCGCUGGAACAAGACAAGUGUUGGAAAAAAUUUUGACAGGUCGAAAUCCAGGACCUCCUAUUUUACCUAAAAAGAAUCCUUUCGACAUACAUCCUGGCGUUCCAAUUUGCUUACUUCCCUGGUUGACAGAAGAGGAUCUUAGCUAUUAUGUUACUAAAUUCGAGCAAAAAAGUUUCACUGGAGGAUUGAACUACUAUCGAGCUAUGGAUUUGUAA